CCAGAGCCAAAACACUCCUCUCUCUCCCUCUCGCCGUGAUUUGAAAUUAGGUUUUUUUUUUUUCUCAGUGAGCUCAGUUCUAGAAGCAAGAUUCACAAUGGAAGUCGAAAAUUCACAGAUUUUAAAUCUCCCUGCUGAAAUCAAAUGUCUAGAGUCUGAUGUAGUAAUUCACAGCUACCAAAUGUCUACAGUGGAUGAGAAUGUAUACUCUAGGUUCAGUUCCGACUACGAUUUGGACACCGAAGAAUAUCUUGGAAGUGGAGCAAAUGGAGUUGUAGUUUGCUGCAAGAACCGGUUGGAUGAAAAAACGUAUGCUAUAAAGAAAAUCUCAGUAUUCGUUGAUGAGGAUUUCCCAUUUGAUGAACUCAUGAGGGAGGCUGUCAUUUUAUCCAAGUUCAAUAACCCUGCAAUUGUCCGAUACCAUUCGGUAUGGAUUGAACCUACUUUUGUUGGCAUAACUGGAGAUCCUCAAAUACCAACGGAAGAGCAUCCAGUUGAGACAGACCAACCAUGCCUGUACAUUCAGCAGGAGCUAUGUGACUGCACGGUAGAGCAAAAGAUGAAGGCUGGAGCACUUACGCUGGAAGAUUGUGCACACAUUUUCUUGGAAACCGCAAAAGGCCUGAAACACAUUCAUGGUCACAAUAUCAUGCAUGGAGACAUUAAGAAGGCUAAUAUAUUCUUCAGCAAUGGCCUGCUGAAAAUUGGAGAUUUUGGCCUCGCCCAGGAAAUAGGCGAUGGUACAAAUGAGAUUAAAACCAGACCUCCAUACUCAGCACCUGAUGAACUGGUUAAUGCAAAAGCUGAUGUGUUUAGUUUGGGUAUUCUGCUGGUUGAAAUGCUACUCAACAGUACUGGAGGACAUAAAGCAUCUGAGGUCAUUCGGCUGCUGACAAAACGAGGAAAAGCAGAGCUUCCUGACAGCUGGCCUGAUGGCCUACUAAAGACAUGGGUGAUGAGGAUGCUAAAAAAGGAACCAUCACAGAGACCUUCAUCAUCAAGGAUAAGGAAGAAGAAAGCAGAAAUAGAGGGUGCUAUUCUCAAGUUUCAUCUGAAAAAGAAGCAGAAGGUGCAUGAUACUGCCGAAAAGCAGAUUGAAGGUAUGCAGCGCAAACACAGAAAGCCUAAGAAUGUCAAAGGUAAAGUUCAAAGACACAGAAGGUAUAGUCUACUGUAAUUGUCAGUUGCAGUCAUUCUUCUUCAGCAAAAGCAUACGGUAAAAGUUCAAAGUACUUGAUAGGGUAAACAUCAAAUCAUUUAAAAGUUUUCAUGCAUGAGGAUUUCUAUGGACGAGAUCUAUGUUUUGGUUCUACUGGAGAACUUUAAAUACAAUCGAUAAUGGUCACAAAUGGAGGAUGUACUGAUGUAGGGGAAUCAAGAAAUUAUGUCAGACAAUGUGCUGUUUUAUUACAAUGUAAACUUUGAAUUCUGACUGCCUUUAUUCUAAUUUCCAAAUAUUGGUAUAUAUCCUAUAGGUAUAUUCACUCUAUUGAGAGGUUUUUCUUUCUUUCUGUCCUACUUAUAUUCAAAAAUGACAUAAUGGUGUAUGUGGGAAUUAUACUUUUAGACUCAUUAUAUUCUUAUUUUCCAAGUAACAACGAUGACUUUUUAUUAAGCUUUUCACUCAUGUUUUAUCUCCUCCUUUUCUUUCCCUAACAGUGGUUUAACUGUUUAAGAUACAAUGUCAGCAUCCUAAUACGUUAUGCUACCACAGAUUUUAUCAACUAAUUAUUCUGAAGUCUGAACUCUGAAAUGCUUUAAGCUAACAUGACAUAUGGCAUAAUAACUUGAGCUAACAACAAACCAUGCAAUCUAUUUCAGUUCUUUUAGUCAGGACAAUGGAAAGUAAAUAUAGAAAGUAUGUGGUUACCAACUCUAGAGAGCCAAACCAUUGCUAUUAAAUGUAAAUUUUCAAUUUGUUGACAAAAUUUCUUUAGCACUAAGUAGAGUGGAGGAGCUAAUUUAUCAAUAGAAUGGGAAAGAAGAAAUCACUUACCAUCU
Rosa chinensis is the source of this 2001-nucleotide messenger RNA. Its product is annotated as eukaryotic translation initiation factor 2-alpha kinase 3-like. Gene Ontology annotation, biological process: protein phosphorylation. Bases 98 to 1177 code for a protein of 359 amino acids. The record is from RefSeq and is a predicted model, not a curated record. Lineage: Eukaryota; Viridiplantae; Streptophyta; Magnoliopsida; Rosales; Rosaceae. Gene Ontology annotation, molecular function: ATP binding; eukaryotic translation initiation factor 2alpha kinase activity. The transcript has 7 exons. Gene Ontology annotation, cellular component: cytosol.